Camponotus floridanus (Florida carpenter ant) is the source of this 545-nucleotide messenger RNA. Its product is annotated as E3 ubiquitin-protein ligase MARCH3-like. NCBI's taxonomy places the organism in Eukaryota, Metazoa, Arthropoda, Insecta, Hymenoptera, Formicidae. The coding region runs from base 102 to 545 and encodes 147 amino acids. The record is from RefSeq and is a predicted model, not a curated record. The transcript has 3 exons. Gene Ontology annotation, molecular function: zinc ion binding.
AGAAUUAAAUUAAUAAAUCUCUUAGAUAUUAAUCCGUUAUUAUAACAAAAGCUUACAUAACAGUGUUUAUAUUGCUCAAUAAAUUAAUAAUACAAUUGAAAAUGGAUGAAAUUAUUGAAAUAGCUCCCUUGGAAAGUGUACCAAGACCGGAGGAAAUUCAGGUCUCGCCAUCAUGUUGGCGUUGUCAUGAAGAUGCGGAAAAAAAAAAACUCUUAUGCCUAUGUGAGUGUAGAGAAGUUCGUCAAACAAAUACAGUUAUACACGUUCAUUGUAUGGAGGAAAUGGCAAAUACUCAAAACAUAAAUUAUUGCCCAUCUUGUUUCGCUAAAUAUCCAUUACGAAGACAGCGCCAAACAGUAUCAAAUCUUCGGAACGUUCAUGACGCUUUUCUUAUGAUAAUAGUUAUGUUAGUUAUAUAUUUAAUACUUGGUGGUCUAUUGAUUUUGUUGGUAAAAGGCCGGAAUACUCAUCCGUUAUCCAUUUUUAUGAAAAUCGUCGCCAUAUUCGUAUAUGUUUUGUUUAUUUUGCGUCAAGACAUAACAUAA